This is a messenger RNA of Solea senegalensis (Senegalese sole), 4556 nucleotides long. Its product is annotated as TNF receptor-associated factor 2-like. Gene Ontology annotation, biological process: positive regulation of canonical NF-kappaB signal transduction; protein K63-linked ubiquitination; positive regulation of JNK cascade. Lineage: Eukaryota; Metazoa; Chordata; Actinopteri; Pleuronectiformes; Soleidae. The transcript is spliced from 11 exons. Gene Ontology annotation, molecular function: zinc ion binding; ubiquitin-protein transferase activity; tumor necrosis factor receptor binding. Bases 243 to 2039 code for a protein of 598 amino acids. The record is from RefSeq and is a predicted model, not a curated record. Gene Ontology annotation, cellular component: plasma membrane signaling receptor complex; cytosol; cytoplasmic side of plasma membrane.
ACGUAAGAGCCAGUCUGAAAGUGCAAUGGCGAUAUUGGACAAUAACAGCCGUCGCUUUUGGGGACCACAUCUAUAUUAUGUGGCUAAGGUUGAAGGAAACACGUCCAGUCGGCUGCAGGAGCGCGUGUAACAGCGGCACAGUGCACGAGCGUCCAGCUGCCACGGGGAGAAGAGAUUCCACAGCCUCUGCACGCGAUGACAGUUUAGACUAAAAACGCUGGUGUGACGUGUGAAUAGACACCAUGGCCACACAGGAACCGUCCCCGCCUUCGUCCAUGGAGAGCAACAAACCCGGCUUUCCCAAGAAGAUCCUGGGCAAUAAGCUGGAGGACAAGCACCUGUGCAACUGCUGCCACAACAUACUCCGACGACCAUUUCAGGCCCAGUGUGGACACCGCUUCUGCUCCUACUGCUUCAACAGGACAGUGAGUAAUGGACCCCAGAAAUGCAACGCUUGCAUUAAAGAAGAGAUUUUUGAGGACCCUACGUCGAUUCUGAAACAAGGAUGUGCUUUUCCUGACAACGCCGUUCGAAGGGAAGUUGAGAACCUAACAGCUGUUUGUAUCAACGAGAGUUGCACGUGGACAGGCAGCGUCAAAGAGUACGAGAUGAGCCACGAGGGGAACUGCGAGUUCAUGAUCAUCCCCUGCCCCUCCUGUAAGGAAUGCAUCCGCUUCAACGAGCAGGAGCGCCACAACGAGCGAGAGUGCCCGGAGAGAACGCUCAACUGCAAGUACUGCAAGGAGCCAUUUCACUUCAAAAAUAUCAAGGCACAUGAUGAAAUCUGUCCCAAGUACCCGAUGAUCUGUGAAGGCUGCGCCAAGAAGAAAAUACCCAGAGAAAAGUACGUGGACCACAUUAAGUUCUGCAGCAAGUUCAGAACCCCGUGUCGAUUCCACGUGGUGGGAUGUGAUAUGUCUGUGGAGAAGGAAAAGAUUCAUGACCAUGAACGCGCCUUUGCCUACGAGCACCUCAACCUGCUGCUGCACUACAUCAUGGGCAUGAAAGUGAGUAUGGAGGGCCUGCAGCCCCAGGGACUGGAAGUCGCCGGACACAAACUAGUAGAACUUCAGCAGUCCCUCAGGGAGCUCGAGGCCAGAGUCUCCCAGCUCAGCACCACCUCCUCUGGGCCUCCCGUGCAGGGAGCUGCCGCCGCCGCCUCCUCCUCAUCCUCCAGCAGUGGCCCCCCUGGUCCACCCAUUUCAGCUCCUCUCCCUCCACCUCCCACAUUAGCUCCCACUCUCUCUGUGUCUACCUCUUUCACACCUUUGCCCAGCUCAGUGGGUGCAGCGUUGGAGCUCCAGCUCCACAGUGAGAAGACCAAGGUGAUCGAGCUGGGACGCAGGUGCACGGAGCUGGAGGUCAAAUCUGGCACGUUUGAAAACGUGGUUUGCGUCCUGAACAGAGAGGUGGAGAGGUUUGCCACCACCAUGGAGGCCAGCAACCGUCAGCAUAAACUGGACCAGGAUAAGAUCGAGGCUCUGAGUAAUAAGGUGCGACAGCUGGAGAGGACAGUGGGGCUGAAAGACCUGACAGUAGCCGAGAUGGAGGGUCGACUACGGGAAAUGUCUGCCACUACCUUCGAUGGCGUCUUUGUGUGGAGGAUCUCUGAUUUUGCCAAAAAGAGACAGGACGCCAUCGCUGGUCGAGCCCCUGCCAUGUUCUCACCAGCCUUCUACACCAACAAGUAUGGCUAUAAGAUGUGUCUGCGGAUCUAUCUGAAUGGAGAUGGGACGGGGCGUGGCAGCCACCUGUCCUUGUUUUUUGUGGUGAUGAGAGGUCAGAGUGACGCCCUGCUCAAAUGGCCCUUCAACCAGAAGGUGACUCUGAUGCUGCUGGACCAGAGCAACAGGGAGCACAUCAUUGACGCCUUCCGACCUGACGUCACGUCGUCCUCCUUCCAGAGACCAGUGAGCGAGAUGAACAUCGCCAGCGGCUGUCCACUCUUCUGCCCGCUCUCCAAACUCGAUGGCAAGAACUCCUACAUCCGCGACGACACCAUCUUCAUCAAGGCAAUUGUGGACCUCACCGGCCUCUAGGUGACUUCACACGGUGGGACAGUUUGGCAACCAGGCAGCUCUUUGACCAUUACGGCUUCACGUUAGCUCAAUUGUGGUUCCUUUUUAGGGCUCAGGCAUCUUACUGUCCUCCUGCGGCGAUAGGGAGACAAACAUGCUUGCAACUGUACGCUGGUUGAGGCUGCAGUUAGCUCAGGCCAGGCGGCGCUGGCAUCGUCAUACCCGGUGGUCUCGAUGCGUGAACCACCGUCAUUGCUGUACAUUUUGGGUGCAAAAUGUUUUGUUUUCUUUUGACAUCCGAGCACCCACUCCACCAGGUGAUGAAAGUGUCCCAUUCUGCACAAGUUAAAGGACACAGACGUAAGCACCAGUGCAGCGAGGUCAGCGCAGUGUUGAGUGGAAGCAGGUGUGCGUGAUAAGAUGGAGUGAAAAGAGUGAACGUCUUUUUUUUAUCUCCUACUUCUGAAUAAGUGGGACGUCACUGAACAUGUGUUGGGGCCGGAUUGUAGAUUACAGGUAGUGUAAGUGGUGAUUCUGAUGUCGCUGUAGAAAGCUGGCAGUAGACUUGCUAUAGAGUUUAGAGUGUGGCUUGAUGCAGUUUUAGCUUUUUUAUCUUGCAGACUGUGGAUAUUGUGAGCUUCUCAGUGUGGAGUGUGGAGUGAAUUUGCAUAGACAAACGUGGAGUUAUGUUAUGAAUAAGAUUACAGGCAUUUAUUUUUGCCUCUUUUCACACAAAGUGCAUGCUGCUGGCCUUUUUAAGUAUAAAAUUGCUCCUUAAUAUGAUUGAGCUUCAUGAGGGUUCCUCGUUUGUUGUUAAACUUGUUAGUGAAUUAGCCAUCCGUGAUGGUGGACAUUGCCUGCAUGUUUUUUGGAAACAGGCUAUUUACAUGUAAAGUUAGUGUUGCGUACGUGUUCCGAAUAGGGGUUGGUGGUUCUGAUCAGUGGUUUGGUACAUCUGUGGAAGAUACAGUGAAGUUACCAAGGAGUCAGGGCAGCUUGCCAGACAAACCUGAGGCAUAAAACUUAUGUGUUUUUGUCUCCGACAAACAAACAUCGCUGGAGUUUUCCCCAGGAUGUGCUCACUAAGCUCACAUCUCAACGCAUAGUGCCGCGCCCCACCACAGACUGAGGUUAACACAGAUUCCACGAAAUGAAGGAAUUGUCCGUUCCUUGUUUUCUGUUCCUUACAGUAUACAGUGCGUGUGUGUUUCUGCUGCUCUGAGAUAGAAUACUGAUGUUGAAUCUAAUAUAUACGUAUAUGUUGGUGCAAAUAUACAUGAGGUAGAUGUAUGUGUGGAGGGUGACAGGCUGAAAACAAGAAGUUGUAAUGCACUGAGGUAGGUGACGGGCCAUUGUUUACUUUAUUUCCCGCAUAUUGAUAUUCAAAUACAGCCCCAGACCAAUCUUUCAAAGUGUUUUAUUGUAUUCUUUGACAUAUUUCUAGUAAGACACAAGCCAAACACAAAAUUCAAAGAAUACAGAGACGUUGCUGUAAUUUUUCAAUGUGUCCACCAGGGACUGCUGUUCUACUUACUUAGCAUGCAUGCUGAGGUUUUAAGGUUCACGCUGGCCUGUUUGAAAACCAGUCUCGACCUGUAUUGAAACCUCUCUGUGCAUGGGAGGCUUCAAUUCACAUCCACUAUGGAGUUUCACGCCGGGUUUACUCUGUGAGCCACGUGUGAGAGCGUUUAUUUGUAUUUGUUUGGAUGACAAGACGUAAUCAUAGAAUAGUUAUUAUGUUAUACCUGGCACUGUGUCUGUUCAACAGAGGCAUCUGCCUAUAUUCAUAGCAAUUUAUAAAUAUGUAUCUUUCAUAUCAUACUGUUGAAAUAAUCUAUAUAUCAAAGUUAAUAUACACAAGAUGUUAUAAUAAACAUAGUAUUGCUGAAUACCUUAUUAAUUCUAUAUCUAUAUACAGAUUUUUCUUUCUUUUUUUGUCAAGAUGGUUUGAACAGGCCAGGACAACCCCUUUGUGCAGUAAGGACUUAGGAUUCCUUCUAGAGUGCAAUAUAUGAUUAUGUCUUAGAUUGUAAUGACAUCUUGGCUUUAAAGGGUUUUUAGAGAGGUCAUACUCAACAGCUUAUUGGUUGCUACGUGUUUACAUUAGCCAUUAUAGCGCUGAAGACCUGCAACCAAUGUCAAACUGUCCAAGGAAAAUAUGGUGCUUUCCUUGCCAUUAAGCAUACAUUACUCGAUGUCACUGACAUGGGAAUCUGUAGUCAGUAGCUCUCCAUGAAUAUGGCGGCUCAGUGAGCCGAAGACCAUUUUAAUGUUGAGGAAUUAUUGCUCUAUACGGCGAGGUGAUUUCUAUCUCUAACUCAAAAUAACUUUCAGUAAAGACUGAGCAUGUAAUAGGGAAGAUUACAUGAACUUUUUAAACCGUGAGUGUUCUUGUAAUGUGCCAAAAUCAGAUACUAUUACCUCCAUAUACUACUAACUGUUGUAUUUCGAGUUGUAUUUUGUGUUCUAUGCCUAAUAUAUGGUGCCAAAUAUACAGUAUUUAUAUUUAAUUUGUAUGUAUGUGUGGCCGUGGAUGUG